CAGAUGUCAGUAACUCGUAGUGAAAGUUUUUAACAUUAAAAAGAAGAAGAUUGCUGGAAAAAUCGAAAAAAGUCCUUUCCAUUGCAUUUUUCUCAUUGAAAAAUUUGCUGUAAUAGAAGUUUUGAAACAUACAAUUCGAUAUAGUAAAAUCAUACUAUAGUUGCACGAUUGUUCAACGAAGUGUGGCUUAUUUCAAAUGUCUGCUAACCUUGGUGUAUACAGACCGAAAAUAUUCACGAGAGGGAGGUGCUACUGAUCAAGCAAAGUGCAAUAAAAUAAACCUUUUUGGAUUACAGUUUCAUAACUGCGAGCUUAUCAUUUUGCGAUCUCUGUAAACAUAAAAUGGUCGUCCAAACCAAAUAGACAUUGAACAGUAUCAACAGCAGUGUUUAGUAAAAUUGAACGGUAAAAAAGAUGAGUCGAAAGAAUGAAACAGAACGACAAAAGCAGAUUCAGGAAAAAUGUCAGGUAUUGUUAACGAAAAUGUUACGAGAUGACGAUAAUAAAUAUUGCGUCGAUUGUGACGCCAAGGGACCACGAUGGGCUUCCUGGAAUUUGGGUGUUUUUUUGUGUAUCCGAUGCGCUGGAAUUCAUCGCAAUCUCGGAGUACAUAUAUCACGCGUUAAAUCAGUCAAUCUGGACAGUUGGACUCCAGAGCAAGUAGUUUCGCUUGAACAGAUGGGGAAUUCUCGAGCAAGAGCAGUGUACGAAGCUUUAUUACCUGAUGGUUUCCGUCGACCCCAAACUGAUUCAGCACUGGAAAGUUUCAUUCGUGCAAAAUAUGAGCACAAAAAAUAUCUUGCACGAGAAUGGGUGCAACCGCCCCCACCAAAGGUCGAUUGGGACAAAGAAAUCGAUGAAGAAAUAGAGCGCCAGAAGCGUAAAAAGAAAGCAGCUUCAAGUGGCGGUACCAUUUCGAUCGGUGCACCUGGUUCAUUGACAGGCUCCAGUCAUGGGGAUAAAAAGAUUGGUUCAUGUUCCGCAAAUGCCACAGUCCCUUUGCCAAAACUUAAAGCGCCAGUUGGUAGUACAAAGACUUCGAGCAGAAGUUCUACCGAUGCUUCCAGUGCUUCAUCUCUGACAAGUCAGGGAACAUCGGAUCUUCUAGGGCUUUCGCUGGGGUCAGAUGCGGCAUCGAAGAAAAUAAAUGGGGAAACUGGUGAGACUGUGGAUAUACUGUCGAGUGGGAAUGAUCGUUCGAUAGCGAAAAAUGCUAACAGUGAUGAAUUCGCCAAUCUAGCAAAAGAAGAGGCUGAUUUCUUCAAUCAAGCCUCCAACAAUUCAAGCGAAAUGCAAGGGAAACUAACGAAGGAUAAAAUUUUGGCAUUGUACGGUGCAGCACCUACAGCAAUGGUGAAUAAUAAUUUUAACUCCAAUCUUGGUGGAUACGGCAAUUUUAAUAGUUAUCAGUCGAAUACAUUCCCUCCAACGGUCGGGGCAAAUCCAAAUCCUUACCAAAUGAACAACGGUCAAACUUCCGUUCCGGUGGCUGCUGUCGAAGCCUACGGUGCUUUUCAAACAUUUCCAGCAAAUGGUCAAUUCAUGAUCCCUGCAGCAACUGCUCCUUUAGCAAGUAAUCCACUGUUGUAUAGCAGUGGAACUCUCCCAGCUGCAACCAUACCUCAGUCUCAAUCCACAUUUGGUGCCAUUCAGUUCCCAAAUCUCCUUCAACAACAACAACAACAGGUUGGAGGUACAGUUGGCGCGACACCCGCUACCUUUGCAAGUUUUCCGCCCCAGACCCAGCCAGACAAGUUAAGCAAUCAAUUUGGUAAUAUGAAUUUACGCGACGUGUGGCAAUAAUUUUAUUUUUAGUUACUUCAUAUUUUCUGACUAUACAUUAUACAACAAACGCAGACUAGAAGAGAACGGAAAUAAUAGAGUAGCAACAAUACUGAAAUCAAAUUCUAUAACUGUGGAGAUAACAAAUAUUUACUUAUAUAUUUUAUUACUUAAACGAACUGGAUGAACGUAUAAGAAGUGUACUGGGUAAAAUAAGGAAACUUCAAAGGAACAUACUAAAAAUAAACAGAUAAAAAACUAUACAUUGGAAUCCAAACAACAAACCUUUCGUAAUUGAAAGUACGGAUUCUUAAUUAUAUGUUUUGUUGAAAAGAACUGAUUUAUGGAUGGAUUCCUUUGCACUAGUUAUCAAGAUGAUUUUUGCAUUAGUUUUAGUAUGUCGGUAGAUUGAUAGCAGUGCAUCUUGUUCUAGUUUUCUACGCGUUAGUUUUUUAUUAUUCAUUACAACCAAACGAAAUCGAGGAGAGUGUAUGUAAACAGUAAUUUGAACGUUUAUUCACAUGCAUAUUAUAGUAAAUGUACAACCACAUCAAAAACACAACCGAAAGCGAUUCCACGCCCAAUAUUGCACGGCGUUGUCUUCAUUGCAUCUUUAGUAGUAGGUUCACGAAAUCAGUAGGUAUAACACCUAUUACGGUUUACAUACGAAGUGAUGGAGUUGACAGUAUUUAGAUAAAAUAGUUAAGAUAAAAUGAAAUAAAUCUGAGAAAUGUUGAUAAAUUCAGAGUAGCAGUGAGUUUGUACUAACUAUUACACGUAGAGGAGAAUCGACCUCUAUAAUACAAGAGCAGAAAAAAUUACGAAAAUAUAAAAAAACUAUUAAUACGAUGUGCAUACAAUUGAAUGGUAAAUAUAUUGGAUAAACUUAUAAUAA
Messenger RNA from Malaya genurostris, 2677 nucleotides. RefSeq names its product stromal membrane-associated protein 1. Lineage: Eukaryota; Metazoa; Arthropoda; Insecta; Diptera; Culicidae. Gene Ontology annotation, molecular function: GTPase activator activity; metal ion binding. The coding region runs from base 415 to 1803 and encodes 462 amino acids. The record is from RefSeq and is a predicted model, not a curated record. The transcript has 4 exons.